This is a messenger RNA of Vitrella brassicaformis, 4071 nucleotides long. NCBI's taxonomy places the organism in Eukaryota, Vitrellaceae. The record is from the annotation of a GenBank genome assembly.
CGGAAUUGUUCAGACACGCACACGCGCAGAGACACGGACGGACACACAUGAACGAAGUCACCCCCACCCCACCCCGACCCUCCUGCCGGCAUUGAAACACGACACUCUCCUCGCCCAACAAGAUGAGAUCAUCUGCUGCUCUUGGACGAGUCCGAAUCUGAGUCCGAGUCAGAGCUGCUCGAGGAAGAACUGGACGAAGACUCCUCCUUCUGCACACACAUGACAUGGGCUCUGUCUGUCACGUCGACCGUCUGUGUGAGCGUGUUCGGCCAGCCCACCUUACUUACCUUGGCCUGCAUUUUCAUCUUCAUUUUCAUCAUUUCUGUCUGUUGUGUCUGCAGCUCCUCGCGCAGCCUCUCGGUGAGGCCCCCCAGACCGAUGGCCGUGAAGAAGUUGAUGGCGAACCGAAUGUUCUUCGGGUGAUCCGUCGGGAAGAUGCCCUGCAUGGGAUGGCAUGCAUGUGAUAGGCACACCCACACAGUGCAGUGCAAACAGGCACAUCAAAAGGAGAGAGGAGGGGGUGCACUGUGGUUACUUACGUCGUAGUAUUGCUUCAUGGUGGGGUCCUGGAGUCGCUUGUCGAGCUCGGCCAAACCCAGAUGCUCACUCAACUCCUGCCGCAACACACACACGGACAGGACACACCACACGCAGAGUGUGCCGUGCUAUGCCAAGCACAGCCGGCCAGCCCAAAGAGCACCGCACCUGGAAGAGGAUCUUGAUGAAGAUUCGUGAGGAAGAGGUGGUGGUCUCCUCGGUCAAACGGAUGUGAAUCAGAACCGUCCACGGCAACGCAUCUGCACCACCACACCACACACACAUACCACAGCCCCACUGAGUGAGUGGUCAGGGGGACCCCCAGUGCUUCCUUCCUCCCUGACCAGCUGACUGACCAGUGUAGAUGAGGUGUGCGAAGAACUUGGCUGUGUUGCGCAGCUUGUUGGUCUCUAGACGAUGCACCUGCGCACCGCACCCAGACAGACACACGGACAGGAAAGGACAGGACAGGAGGGGGGACGGGACGGAAUGCACGUGUGCCUUGUGAGAGUGUCUGUCGCCCAGCCCAUGCCGCCCCUCGCGCACUCACCGUUUGGUAUUGCUUGACGAAGCACUCGGCGAAUGCCUCCUGGUAGACCUGGUUGAUGCGGCACAGCCGCUCCCCCUGGAGGGCGAAGAACCGCUGGAACGUCCGCUCCUGGGCGCAGCAGUCGAUGAGCAUGGUGCACACCUCCAUCUCGUGACCCUCCUGCACACCACAACCACACACGGAUACGGACACAUCCGCCCCGCCCCGCCCUCGUGUUGACUACUAGCGGGUGCAUGGAGGGAGGGAUGGUUCACAAGCUGACCCGUACCUUGAUGUUGAGUUUCAUGAGUUUGUGUACGCAUUCCUCAAAGUUGAGGGAGGACAUGAUGGCGAGGUAGACGGUGCGGCGGAGGUUGAUGAGGUCCUGCUCCGUGUAGUCGACGAUCUUCUCCGCCGCCUUCUCCAUCUCCUCCUGCACACCACCAGCACAUCACAGCCAAGGGCAGAGCGUCUGUUGUGCGGUGAGUGAGUGAGUGCGUGGUUGUCUUUGGCUUGCUGACGUCUUCGCCCUCGUCAUCCUCUUCUGAAUCCUCACUAGACCCCUCGCCGCCACCUGACCAGCCAACAAAUGAAAUGGAGGGCAUACGCACAGGCACAGCGAGCGACCCAUGUGGAUGGAUGGAUGGAUGCGACACGCGUGUGUGUGUGUGUGUGUCUGUCUGUGCCCACGGACCUUCAUCGCCCUCGCCGAGUAUCUCCUUGGAGAUGCGCUUCCACUCCUCAUCCUCAGCCUUGUACUCCUGCACACACAUACCCACAUGUCAGUCAUGGUGCCAUGCCAUCAAUUAAGAGUCCCUCCCUCGCCCCUCGGCGGCUGGCUCCUUGUCUCAUUCCCUCACUGACCGAUGCCUUUUUGGGUUUGAAGAUGUUGAGCAUUUCGUCGCCCUUGAUCUCAUUGUCCAGCAGGUCGAUCUCGUGAGUGAUCUGGUCGUCCUCCUCAACCAGGUCCAGCUCCUUGAUGACGCCCACAAAGUCCGCAAACUGCUUGCGACGCGUCUCGAACAGCUUCUCUAUCACGUACUGCACGCGCUUGUCGAUCUCGCCCUCGUGCAAUAUCGCCCGGAAACGCUCGAAGAUCGCGUGCAUCCCUGGUGGGAGGGAGUGACAAACACGACAGACACGCAGCGGUGGAUGGAUGGAUGGAUGCAUGUGUGUGUGCGUCUGGGGGGGAGGGGAGGGGAGGGGAGAAAGGAAUCAGAUCUGACCUUGUGGAGCGAUUUGAGUGAGCACUUGUCCGCACUCCUGAAUGAAUCCGACGGCCACCUCGCAGCUGUCGUCGGUCACCUCGUCCAGCAGCAGCGUCACCAUCUGCAGCGCCAGCAGCUCGCUGGCCACCUUCUGGUUCACCUGAUGCAAUGCCACAUGGGUUCACACACACGGACACAGACAGACAGACAGACAGACAGACAAGUGCAGCCGAGCCGAGCGUGGUGUGCCUGUUGCUCUCUGUGUCCUCUGUGUGCGCUCUGUGUGUCCUCUGUGUGUGUGAGUGUCUAGGCACUGCACCAUGUGGGCGAGGAACUUGAUCACGGCGAGCAGAACGAUCUUGUCGUUACGACGGUACGCGCGCCUGCACAAACCCACACCCAUCCACACCACACCACACAAGCAAGCAUCCACCCAUGGGCGGCACACGACACGUGUGUAUGUAUGUUUCUAUCUUGUUCUUCGCCCUACCUACCUGAACUGCAGAAUGACGCGUUUGAUGAUGAGCUCCCCCACGGCGGGCAGCUUGCUGUUGACCACCGCCAGCAGCGCCGCGUAGACGUGGGUGAACCCGGGACUCGCCAUCUGCGCACGCAGCAGCGAACGGGCGAACAAACCACGACCGCGAAUCAAGUUCUCGCGAAACAACUCCUGAUGGAUUGAGAGGAAAGCACCGCAGGCAGCAUCACAUCGCACCACACACAACACCAGACAGACAGAAGUUGAGAAUUGGCCGGCCGAUGUGAUCGAUGUGCCCCCCACCCUUUCAACCCCGUUCAUUGUGUCGGCCGCUUUGUACGUGCGUACCAGGACAAGGUUGGUGAUGUUGUUGACGUUGACCUUGUUGACCAGCCCGUUGAGCGACUUGCGCAGCGCCUCCCAAGCCUCUCGCUGGAACUCGGGCGAGAACUCUUCCUUCUGGCCAAUACCUUCCCGCAGCUUGGCCAGCUUGAACGGAGGGAUGUACACGCCGCCCGUGCGGCCCAGCGACUCGAGCUCUACAUGGGAUAUCUUGCGCUUCUUGUAGUCGUCCAGCUCCUUCUCCUCGUCACGACUCAGCGGCGGCUGGGCGCGACGACGCUCCUCGGGCGGAGGGGGAGAGCCGUUCAUCGCUGACGACGCAGCUGCUGCUGCAGACCUCUCGGCUGCAGCUGCGGGAGCGGGAGGGGCGUCGAGCGCGUCGCGUACGGCGGGGGCGGGGCCGUCUGGCUGCUUGUCCUUGUCCCGGUCCUUCUCUUCGUCGAUCCUGCGCUUCUUGGGCGGCUCCUGUGUGUCCUCCCUCUGGCUGCUGGCUGCUGCCGAUGCCGAUGCCGAUGCCGCAACGGUAGGUGGGACAGGUGGCGGGGGCAUCAUGGCGGCAUCAGCUGCCGCCGCCGCCGCCUUGUCUGCCGUCCUGCCCUCCUCCUGCCCCUGCUGGUUGUCGUCAGGGUGCUUGCGCUUCCUCUCCUCCCGCCGCUUCUUGUCUCGCUUGCGUCUUCUGCGCUGCUCCUCGUCACUGCUGCUGCUGCUGCUGCUGUCAGAACUCCCGCUGCUGCCACUCACAUCCUUGUCCUUGCGAUUGCGGCCGCGACCUUUGCUCCCCCUCCUCCGAUCACCGGCAUCAUCCUCGUCGCGGCGAGACCUGCCUUCACGCCCUCGGCUCGGCUCAUCACGCUCACGCCUGCCCCUCCUCUCGCCCUUCUGGUCGUCUAGCUCAUCUUCGCCUCGACGACCACGGCCAUUUCUCUCACGGUCACUCAUGCUGAUGCGAUACAGAUCUACCAGGCCUUCAAACCGAG